CAGGGGGCGCGUGCGCCAGCCACCCGGACAGAGCUGCCGCCAGCUCGGCCGCCGGAGCUGGCUCCAGGAGGGCCCCACUGGCCGGCGAGACGCUGCCUGGGCGCCCCAUGUCCGCCAGCGCGUCCUCCAGCACCAUCCCUGCAAGACGUUUUGCGUCCAGUACCUCCGCCGGGGCGAGCGCAACGCCAGCGAGCCGCAGGCGCCCCCAGGACUCGGCGAGCGCGACGCGCUCCAGCCUGCUGGCGUCGCUGGCAUCGGCGGGCUCAUGCCGCUCAACCUUCCUGGCGGCCUCACUGGCGAGCCGAGGAGGCGUGGCGCCCGCGAACGCGCACCUGCUGCACCGGGCCGCGCCGACGCCAGGGAGGGUGGCCAGGCCCGGGGGCGCAGUGGCGGCGGCCUGCGACUCGCUGCGGAGGAGGCACUCCGUGAGCGGGCCCUUCCAAGACGAGCCGCGGACGAUAGACGUCGUCGCGGUGUUCGCCCCGAGGAGGGCCGUGGCCGAAUGCCGAGACCUCCGGGCCGCGCCGGUGCGCGGGCUCCCCGCGGAGCCGCCGGGGCCAGGACCCGCCCGCUGUCGGCGUCUCUCCCGCUGCCGACGACCCAGAGUCUGGCCCGGAGGGCCGCGGCGGCGACAGCCGAGAGGGGCGCCGAUGUGGAGGCGCAGAUCCCCUUGGGCGGCACGACGCCGCUGGCGCCCUCCUGCAAACAGGCCGCAGUGGCGGCCGCGCCGCCUGCGGCAGCGCGGCCCAGCAGGGCGCGCUCUGGCGCCGCGGGCGCGGACGCUGUGGCCGCGGGGCUGGGGAGGGCCGCCGAGUCGCCGGCGAAGGGCACCGACGAGCUCGCGGUGCCGAGGAUGGGCGGCCGCGCCGAGCCUGCUGCCCUGAGGCAGCCGUCGCACUCGCCCUGCCGGCUGGCCUCCGCGGACGUGGCGCUGGGGCGCCUGCUGCGCCAGCUGCAGGCGCGCAGCGACAGGUCGCCGACGCCCGCCGAGG
Molecule: messenger RNA, 992 nt
Organism: Prorocentrum cordatum
Lineage: Eukaryota; Dinophyceae; Prorocentrales; Prorocentraceae
Source: the annotation of a GenBank genome assembly